AUGUCUUUUGAAUCGGUUUCUGAGCGUCUUGCAGUCCUGCAAGAUUCAAAUGCUGAGCUCAGACGCUCUAUAGAACGUCUAGCGACCAUCAACUUCCAACCAGGAUCUGUACCUUUGGACAAUGAGGAAGGCAAUGUCUUGUAUGAGAUGCAAGCGGACAUCCAAGGUCUAAUGAAAGAACAAGAGGAAGAUCUUGAGAACUUGCAGGAGGAUGUGCUUGACUUGAAUCCUGGGAGAGAAGGAAGCGAUUUAGAGAAGCGACGAAGUGUAUUAGAUAGGACUGUCAAGAGAGCCGUUGGCGACUUGCAUAGUUAUCAAGCUGCUUUUCGGAAAGCUCAAUUAACAGCUCGGCGCACAUUGCAAGCUGCCCAGCGCGAAGAAAGACGAUUACUCCUACUAUCAUAUACCGCCGAUGCUUCCCCCACAGAAUCGUUACCAGUACCAAAUCGACGAAGUCAGAAACCUCCGGAUAUCAAGAGUGAAGAUAAAGAGGUCAAUGCUAGUAGUGAUGUUACGGCAGCGUUACGACGAACACAUGAAAUGAUGUCACAAGAACUCUCCAAAUCACAGUUCGCUCAUGAUACUCUAAGAGAGUCGACGGCAGCGUUAGAGAGACUAGGAGAGUCUUACUCGACCUUGGAUACCUUGCUGUCAAGCUCAAAGAAUAUACUGGGGACAUUAUUGAGAAGUCAGAAGAGUGAUACCUGGUACUUAGAAACUUCUUUCUACCUCCUAAUAGCGACGAUUGCGUGGCUGUUAUGGAGAAGAUUACUAUACGGACCUACGUGGUGGCUUGUUUGGUUCCCGAUGAAGAUUUUCUUCAGGAGUUUAACGGGUGUCUUGACAGGUAUUGGGGUUAUUGGAUCGACUUCUAAAGUCGAUACCAGUGUCGCACCCGUUGUGAGCUCAUUACCUGCCUCAUCUAUUGUCACCCACAACAGUGCCACUGGAAAACUAUCGAUGCCAUCUGGAGCGCAGGGACCCCCUAGUAUUAGGGUUGGUGGUGGUGGGAGGGGAGCCCCUAUGAGCGGACCCAAUACCCCUCCGGAACCUAGCCGCCCAUCACUGGAGAGUUAUUCUGAGAAAGUUGGUAAGAUUAUUGAUGAUAGCAACGAAAAAAUCGUCGAAGAAAUUGUCGAAGAAAUUGUAACUGAGGAAGCUGUUGAAGAUGUGACAGCAGAAGAGCACCCAAGAAAUCCAAAGAAACGGAUGUGGGAAGAGGAGAAAGAGGCUGCAGAACUGUCUCAGAGAAAUAAAGAUGAGUUGUAG
Molecule: messenger RNA, 1269 nt
Organism: Glarea lozoyensis ATCC 20868
Lineage: Eukaryota; Fungi; Ascomycota; Leotiomycetes; Helotiales; Helotiaceae
Exons: 2
Coding region: 1-1269 (422 amino acids)
Biological process (GO): retrograde vesicle-mediated transport, Golgi to endoplasmic reticulum
Cellular component (GO): endoplasmic reticulum; SNARE complex
Molecular function (GO): SNAP receptor activity
Source: RefSeq, a predicted model, not a curated record